This is a messenger RNA of Sardina pilchardus (European sardine), 2438 nucleotides long. It is a transcript of the gene insm1b, whose product is annotated as insulinoma-associated 1b. Gene Ontology annotation, biological process: negative regulation of transcription by RNA polymerase II; regulation of cell cycle process; neuron differentiation. Bases 64 to 1482 code for a protein of 472 amino acids. The transcript has a single exon. The record is from RefSeq and is a predicted model, not a curated record. Gene Ontology annotation, cellular component: transcription repressor complex; nucleus. Gene Ontology annotation, molecular function: RNA polymerase II cis-regulatory region sequence-specific DNA binding; DNA-binding transcription repressor activity, RNA polymerase II-specific. Lineage: Eukaryota; Metazoa; Chordata; Actinopteri; Clupeiformes; Clupeidae.
ACCUGGAUUCGAUCAAAGUCUCCGCCGCUGUUUUUAAAGUGCCUUUUCCACUCAUCUGCCAACAUGCCCAAAGGUUUCCUCGUGAAAAGAAGUAAGAAAGCGGCGCAUGUUUCGUACAGAGUUCGCUCUGAAGAGGAUGACCAGGAACACACGCCGCCUCCAGCCUGUCAAAAUCUUACCGACUCAUCCCCAGCCGUGUCCGCCGCGUCCAGCCCGGAUCGGAUCGCAGCAUCACCCAUCCAAGCAGCAGACACGCCGGUUCCCGGGCAGGAGGCGAAACAUUUGCAAUUCGGCAACCCAGAGGCGCUGUACCAAGCCCUCUACAGCCCCACCCGACCCAUCAGCAAAGACCAUGAAAAGAGGUACUUCGACAGAACUUUCAACCUGGGCUCACCUAUAUCUGCGGAAUCUUUUCCAACUCCAGCGUCUCUUACCAGCUUGGAUCACCUGCUGUUCGCCCCGGUUGACUUGAAAAUCGGCACCAGCAACAGUAACCGCGUUGGCAGUAACAGCGCCAUACCAAGCGCGACCAUCAGGACCACCACCAAAAGGCCUUCCUCCGACAAUGACCGGAAAAGCAAAAACACAGCCAAAAAGCCCAAAGCGAUACGCAAACUUAAUUUCGAAGAUGAAGUGACUACGUCUCCUGUACUGGGUCUGAGAAUCAAAGAGGGACCUGUAGACCCAAAGCCAAGACCAGCGUCAGGAAGCAACAAGCCAUUAGGGGAGUUCAUUUGCCAGCUGUGUAAGGAAGAAUACUCGGACCCUUUUUCUUUAGCUCAACACAAGUGUUCGAGAAUUGUGCGGGUUGAGUACAGAUGCCCAGAGUGUGAAAAGGUAUUCAGCUGUCCGGCGAAUCUCGCCUCGCACAGGCGCUGGCACAAGCCAAGACCCCAAAGCGUACCCGGGAUGCCAGCACCGCAGGGCAUGAAAAUAGAUUCUGCCAAAGUAACAACCGAUGUGAAAUCUGCGCCCGAGGACAUGAAGGAUGCCAGGAUCGAACAUGUGACUGACAGAGACACCCCCAGUCCAGGUUUGUCCGAAUCGGGCUCAGAGGAUGGAUUGUACGACUGCCAACACUGUGGAAAAAGAUUUAAACGCCAAGCGUACUUAAGAAAACACAUUUUGGCACACCAAGCCUUGCAAAACCAGAUUAUCGAUGACCACCCAUUUCAAAAUGCAGAGAGAGUGGAGGACUCCCCCCACGUGUCCUCGACCACAGACGAAAGCCAAAGCUCGAGUCCCCUGAAUCUGAGCCCCGUUGACUGCCUUCUCUGCCCCGUGUGUGGGGAGAAUUUUCCCAACAGGGCCAGUCAGGAACGGCACCUGCGUCUCUUGCACUCAUCUCAAGUUUUCCCCUGCAAGUAUUGCCCUGCCACGUUCUACAGCUCACCGGGACUCACGAGACACAUCAACAAAUGCCACCCCUCAGAAAACCGCCAGGUGAUACUCCUGCAGAUGCCGGUGCGCCCCGCCUGCUGAGUCGUUGUGUAGGCGAUUAGGCUAUACUGUAAACGGAAAAGCGUUUGAAUGAUACCCUCGGGGUUGUUUUCAGCGGGCCACAACAUCAUUAAAGGCGCAUAGAGGUUCAGGCUGGGGACACGGCCCACAAAGUGGCUUUCACGCAAACCAGCUCACCAAGCAGCUAUACGGAUAUCUACAGUAGGCCUACUUCUGAAAUUAGGCUAUAUAUUUUCAGAACCUUUCUCAAGUUAGAAUGUCAGAGAGUUUGCUGUUUCCAGAGAGUUCGUCUGUUAAACUGUUAUUUUUUAGGACAAAUGCACUCGUGGUAAUGUAAUAGCUUAGACCUAAGAAAUGUUUUACUAGGUGUACCUCUUGUCAUGAAAAGCCUUUCAAGUCACAUGCUGUAAAUGUCUCUAUCAUCGUAGCUUUAAUAUAGCCUGUGAAUCGCAGGACAGAGAUUUGACUCUGCCUUUACAAAAAGGGUCUUGGAACAUUCCCUUGUUCUAGUGGACGGCCACCGAUGCCUUGUAGAGUUGUAAACACACGACAUGCGCUGUACAACUGCCUUAAAGAGUGAAACUUGAUGAUUGUUUUGAUUUUUAAAUGUUGGCACAUUCAAAAUAUUUAAGUAAGUGUAACUAUUGCAAUAUGUUUAAUCGUAAUAAUUUUAUUUAUGUAUUUAUUUAUUUAUCUAUAAUUAUUUUAUGAAAAUGAUUGUGUUGUGCGACUCUCUCUGUAUGUCCUGACAUGUUGUAGCCAAAUGUUUUUUGUCAUUGUUAUGAAGUUGUCAAUGUUGUGGGUGGUUGCUCAAUUUACAAUCUACAGCUCUUGUAAACGUAAAGCUCUUAUAGAUGCAAUCUCUUUUUUUUGUAUCAACAGGUUAUUUUGGUAAAUGUUUGCUUUUAUAGCGCUUUGAUUGUAUGUUCAAACGGUAUUGUCUGUCUAGUCCUGAAAUAAAAUAUUUUCAAAGUGAA